Molecule: messenger RNA, 3054 nt
Organism: Panicum hallii
Lineage: Eukaryota; Viridiplantae; Streptophyta; Magnoliopsida; Poales; Poaceae
Exons: 1
Coding region: 317-2875 (852 amino acids)
Molecular function (GO): protein binding
Source: RefSeq, a predicted model, not a curated record
AAUCAUGAGACGCUUCUUGUCUGCUCCCCGGCCCCCCUUCGGGCGCCAGUUGACUGUUCACGCCGAAUCCUCCAUGCGUCGUUGAUCCAUUCCGCGUCAACAAGUCUCGUCUCCGCACCCAAGUUUCCGACAGUCGAAUUGCAGAAAAAUUUGGCACAGGAAUCCCGUCCCCAUUGGAAUUCUAGGAAGAACCGCGGCGUCUCAAGUUCGCUUUUCGUGUUCUUGCGCUCCUGGAACUAUUUCCCUCCUUGUUGGAUUCCUUCCACUUCAAUUCUCCUCUUUUCUCGGGAUCGCCGAGCCUAGCUGACGCGGCGCCAUGAAGCACAAGAAGGGCCGCGACGCCGGCGGCGAGUCCAACGGCGACGGCGGCUCCCAGAAAGGAGGCGGCGAGGUGCCGCUGAGCAUCCAGCUGGACAUCGUGGAGCACCCUGGCGGCGGCGGCGGAGGACUCGGUACAGGAGGCGGCGGGUCGGCGUCCUUCUUCGAGCCGUGGCGCGAGCAGACGCCGGGCAGCGGCAGCGGGCACGGCAGCUCGGGGAGGGGCGGCGGGCGCGAGCCGCCCGAGAAGCGGCUCACGCUGUUCGCGCUCCGCCUGGCCGUCCUCGAGAAGGCGGCGAGCGGGCUCGGGAAGCUCGACUUCGUGUGGGCCACCGUCGUGCUCCUCGGCGGCUUCGCGAGCUCCCUCCACAUCACCGACUUCUGGUGCGUCACCGUCAUCCUCGUCGGCGAGGGCGCGCGCGUCUUCAGCCGCAGCCACGAGCUGGAGUGGCAGCACCACGCCACGCAGACCUCCACCGCCGGCGGCGCGCUGCGCUCCAGCUCCCGCUUCUUCCGCCACAUCGUCCACGCACUGGCCGACCCGGCCGCGGCCGUCGGCGGCGGCGGCGCCGCGGACGACGACGCGCGGGCGCGGGCCGCGCUGUUCCAGCGCCAGAUCGUCGCCUUCAUGAAGCGGCGCGCCUGGCACGCGCCGGACGUGUCGCUGCUCCCCUACACCGGCUGGGUCUUCGUCUCCCGGAAGAUCGGCAGGCUGCUCAACUGGCUGCAGCUGCUCUCCGCGUUCGCCUGCGUCGCGCUCUCCAUCAUGCGCCUCUGGAGGCACGACUUCGGCGGCGACGACAACAUGAGGCCGGCGCUCCUGCUCUUCUACACCCUCGCGCUCGCGGAGGCGUCGCUCUUCCUGUUCGAGAAGGCGUACUGGACAUGGAAGGUCUCCAUCUGCAAGCUGCUCCACCAGGUGAGCGCCGAGUGCGAGCUGGGCGCCUACGGGCUCGUCUCGCUCACGCGCUUCUUCUACGACGCCUACUCGCGCUGCAUCGCCGGGAGCAUCUUCGACGGCAUCAAGAUGGACCUCGUCUCCUUCGCCGAGGAGCUCAUCCUCUCCGACUUCCUCGACGAGCAGCUCAUCGGCGUCCGCAUACUGCAGCAGUUCGCCAACAGCGAGCGCUCCGCGGGCGACACGCUGCGCAAGGUCGGCACGAUCCCGAGGUCCAUCGACCGGCUUGUCGAGAUGCUCAACUGGAAGCGGCCCGACGAGGAGGAGGUGCGGCGGUGCGCGGCCGAGGUCGUGUCCAAGCUCGCCGGAAAGCGCCAGAACGCGCUCCGCGUGUCCGGCAUCCCCGGCUCCAUCGAGUCCAUCAUGUCCCUGCUCUACACCGGCGGGAACAAUGCGCAUGCGCCCGUGUCGCAGACGCCCGGCGAUGUCGCCGAGGACGAGGCCUCGCCGGCAGCGCGCGGUUACGACCACCUGCCGUUCAACCUGCUGGGUCUCCUCAUCCUCAAGAAGCUCGCCAGGGACCACGACAACUGCGGCAAGAUCGGCAACGCCCGCGGCCUGCUCGCCAAGAUCAUCAGCUUCACGCAGGCGUCGCCGGUCCUCCUCCGGAACCCGCACGCGUCGGACUCGCAGGUCCGCGCCGUUAAGCGCGCGCUCCAGCUGGUGAAGAUGCUGGUGUCCACGACGGGCAGCACGGGGCUGGCGCUCCGGAAGGACGUCGCGGAGGACGUGUUCACGGUGAGCAACCUGCGCGACAUCCUGCGCUACGGGCAGCAGCACAGGGAGCUGCAGAAGCUGGCCACCGACGUGCUGACGGGGCUGGCCCUCGACGAGAGCGGCAAGAAGGCGAUCGUGGCCACCGGAGGGGUGGUCAAGCAGCUGCUCUCCAUCUUUGUCAGCGCCGAGGAGAGGGAGCUCGGCGGCGAGGCCGGCGAGGCGCUGGCGAUGCUGGCGCUGGAGAGCGAGGACGGCUGCGGCGCGAUCCUCAAGCGGGGCGACGUGCUGGACCAGCUCGUGGCGGCGCUGCAGAACGGCGACGCGCGCCGCCUGAACGCGGCGAGGCUGCUGCGGAACCUCUGCGCCUACUCGGGGGAGAAGCACAGGGAGCGGCUGCGCGUGGCGACCAAGGCGCUGCCGGCGGCGCUGAGCGCCACCAUGGCGGAGAGGGACAAGGUCCUGGAGGUGUCCGUCGGCCUGACGGCGGAGAUCUUCAGGUUCAUCGACGGCGAGCGGUUCGCCGCCGAGCUGCGCGGCGCCGGCGUGGCGGAGGAGCGCGCGUACGCGGAGCGGCUGGCGAGCGUCCUGCGGCGGUACAGGUACCCGGAGAUCAGGGUGCCCCGGAUGCGGCGGUUCGUGGUGCAGCAGGUCAUCUGGCUGGUGAAGUGCUCGCGCGGCGACGUGUACGUGGAGCUCUUCCGGGAGGUCGGGAUGGAGCGGCUGCUCGAGUCCAUCGCGGACACCACGUCGGAGCUGGAGUGCUACCACGUGUUCUCGGGCAGCGUGGGCAUCAGCAAGCACCGUGAGAACUUCUCCGGCAUCGUGGACUCCGCAUUGGAGCUCAUCGCCGGCACUGGUGGCGGAGCUCGAGCUAAAGAGUGAGAUUGCACGGAAGUUCCCAAGCCGGAGCUAAGCAUGGAUUCUGUUCUCUUUUCUGUGUAUAUCUGAUUACGUACACAAGAUUCACAGUUCGUAAGUUUCUUUUUAGAGAAUUGCCAUAUGCAAUGUGAUGAGUGUAAAAAAGAAAAUGAAAAAAACAGUAACAUUUAAAGUUCUGUAUA